Molecule: messenger RNA, 1661 nt
Organism: Helianthus annuus (common sunflower)
Lineage: Eukaryota; Viridiplantae; Streptophyta; Magnoliopsida; Asterales; Asteraceae
Product: BTB/POZ domain-containing protein At4g30940
Exons: 1
Coding region: 216-1550 (444 amino acids)
Biological process (GO): protein homooligomerization
Molecular function (GO): protein binding
Source: RefSeq, a predicted model, not a curated record
UCCUCGAAAUUCUACCUAAUGCGCUCUGAUCUCAAUCCUAAUCUCCAUCUUCAAAAACCCACAACUUAAAUCCCCUUAUAAUCAAUACCCAUAUUCCAAAUUUUCCCAAUCUUGAUCAUCACUCUCUGAUUAAUCAGCUUCAAGAAUGAUCCAAUUGUUUGACUUUGACUUUUGAGAUUAAUUCCUUUCUUGUGUUGAAUUCAAGAAAUUGAGUUAUGGCAAUUCAAAAAGACAGAGUGAGGUUUAACGUUGGUGGUAAGAUCUUUGAAACCACCGCAACAACCUUAGCAAUCGCCGGCCGGGAUUCGUAUUUCGCGGCCAUGUUUGACGACAAUUGGGACCUCCAACCGAAUCCGGCCGGCGAAUACUUCAUUGACCGGAACCCGGAUUGUUUUGCAAUCCUGUUGGAUUUGUUACGAACUGGGGAACUUUACGUUCCCCCGAACGUACCUGAGAGACUCCUGUACCGGGAAGCCCUGUUUUACGGGCUCGCGGACCAUGUACGGUCAGCAAAAUGGGGACGGUUUGAUGGAAACCGUCUCCAUUUAUUAAAAUCCAUCACAGGGCGGGCCCCAGGCGACGGUACUGCUAUCAGAGCGUCGUCUGAGGGUGGCUGUUGUGUGGCACACGGAAGCAUGGUACAUAUUUAUGAUUGGAUGUUGGAAGAGCAUCCUCCAAUUAACCUGGAUUACCAACGGGUUAAUGAUGCGGGCUGGGUCGGCCCGGUUGAUCCGAACGGGCUUGUGAUCAGCACGUGUGAGCGGCUCGGUCGGGGUCAAGGAGGGAUGGGGUUGUUUAAUUCAACAACGGGGGAGUUAAGGUACAAGUUUAGUGUGACACAUGAAAAUGUGGUUAAAAGUUAUACCGCUGGUGCGUUGUGUUUUAACGACGGUUAUAACUUGUUUUCAAGUUGUAAAGGGAGGAGUAACGAGUACGGGAUUGGAGUGUGGGACCAAAACACGGGUCAACAAGUCGACUUUUUUUACGAGCCGCCUGGGUGGUCGCUUGGAGAUGCGGAUAAGCUGCAGUGGUUAAACGGGUCGAAUUGUUUGUUAGUAGCCACUUUGUUUCCUAGGAAAGACAAUUGUUACAUUAGCUUGUUAGACUUUAGGUCAAAGUCAAUGGUUUGGUCGUGGUCUGACAUGUGGUCUCCGGCCAACAGCGAUGACCGGAGGGUCCGGGAUGCUAUAGCCAUGGAAGAAAAUGGCUCGAUAUGUGUAGUCAAUGAGUUCGAGGAUUUAGGGUUUAUGGACUUGAGGCGUGACUCGGGUUCCGUUAGAUGGAGCUCACGGAGUCGGAUAAUGAAAGGGAAAAUGCCCGACGAGCCAUGUUACCCAAAACUAGCGUUACACGAGGGUCAACUGUUUUCGUCUAUGAACGAUUGCAUUUCGGUGUUUUGUGGGUCGGAUUGGGUUCUAACCUCGAGGCUUAAACGGAGUUUUGGUGGCUCGAUUUGUGAUUUUUCGAUUGGGGGAGAUCGGCUUUUUGCUUUGCAUAGCGAAGAAAAUGUGUUUGAUGUUUGGGAGACUCCGCCUCCAAGCAUUGUGUGAAUUUGUGUGUUUCUGUUUCAUUGUGUUAUUAGUUAUAGUUAUUAUUAGUUGCUAAUCAUAGAGAAUUAAAAGAGCAAAGUUACACGAAUAUAUGAUUCACAUUUUUGUUUA